Molecule: messenger RNA, 2149 nt
Organism: Orbicella faveolata
Lineage: Eukaryota; Metazoa; Cnidaria; Anthozoa; Scleractinia; Merulinidae
Biological process (GO): homophilic cell-cell adhesion
Cellular component (GO): plasma membrane; extracellular region
Molecular function (GO): protein binding; calcium ion binding
Source: RefSeq, a predicted model, not a curated record
UUCUGUUGUUGUUGUUGUUGUUUUUUGUUUGUUUGUUUUUUUUUUCUGUUUGUUGGAGAGGACGGAAGCAAAAGUACCAAGACAAGUGUAAUUUAUAACCUGCUCUCAAAGACUUUUUUAAGAUGAUUUGUAUCAACAAUUCAAGAAAAUUAUAUUUUUUUCAUAGGUGGCUGAAUAAUAACGGAUUGAGAUACUUUCCACAUCCUUCUUUGUCCUACGAGUUGAGGACAACAUUGAAGUUUCUGCACUUGGAACAUAAUGAAAUUGAAUCGUUGCCAAGCUACCACAAAGGCGACUUUCCACCAGAACUAGAAAACCUACACGGCCAUCUGAAAACGAAACACAAACCGUUUGAGAAGACGCCAAACCUCGUCAAACUUUUUUUGCAUUCAAAUCGAAUCUUGGGCAUUGGAGAAGAAGACUUGUGGAUGCUAAGCAAACUAAAUGAGCUUUUCCUCAGCGCAAACAAGCUGGUGAAUUCCUCUGUUCACCCGGAGGCGUUUCGAAAUCUCACAAAGUUAUCUGUGUUGCAUCUUGACUGGAAUAAGUUCCACUAUGUUCCUCUCGCGAUUCAAGGAAAAAGCCGACUUCCAUCAGUGGAUAGCUUGGACGUGCGUGGAAAUAGCUUCACUUACAUCUUGAAGGGGACGUUUGCGGGAUUGGACAAGCUGAGAUAUUUGCACAUGCAGUACAACAAAAUUGUCACGAUAGAAAAUGGCGCGUUCAAUGAGAACAUUAAGCACAUACACAUGCAAGGAAAUCGCUUCAACUUUAAACACGAGAAUCAAUUUACCAACCUGACAAAACUGACAGAGUUAGGUUUGAGGGAUAAUCAAAUUCGAACAAUCCCAGACACGGCCUUCCACGGACUUAAGAGCUUGAAUUAUCUUGACCUUGGCAAAAACAAGAUCGGUCGAAUCCUAAAGGUGUCGUUUCGUGAUCUUGCUAAAGUAGCCACACUGGAUUUAGAUCAAAAUGAAAUAGCAUUCAUUGAAGAUGGCACCUUUGCAGGGAUUCUUCAAUUUGAGCGCUUGAAACUCCAAUAUAACCAUCUGACGUCUCUUCCAAACGGCGGUGACUUCCACAACAAGGAGAUGAACCAGAUAAACUUUUCAAAUAACAGAAUAACAUCAAUCGCUAACGGUACAUUUGUAAACGUGCGAUGUAUCAGCGAGGGAUGUCGCACAUACGGUAGAGGAACAAUAUGGAAUUUUCAUAACAAUGAAAUCGCGUCAAUCGACAGUGGCGCCUUUCAAACAUUCGACGGUCCAUUUUGCACUCUUCAAUUUGGAAGCACGGUCGCUGACAAAAACUUGUUGAAGAACAUUGGCUCCCGUGCCUUUGACGAUGUGAAGGCUUGCUAUAUAGACCUUAGAAACCUGAAACUGCAAAAGAUCGCUUCCGAAUCGUUCAGGGAUGUCAGAGUUAGCUUUGAUUUAGAAAUGACUGACAACAAAAUACGAACGAUUGAAGAGAAUGCAUUUCUGAGGAUCGACGUAAGGAACUUAUAUCUUACAAAUAACGCCAUUCAAGCUAUCACGGUGAAGAUGUUUGGUGACAGUGGUUCGACGAUACGAGCAAUUCUGGGCCUCACUAACAACGAAAUCCAAACACUCCACGAAGAUUCACUGAAAGGUGUGACAGUCAAUGGACAAAUACGACUUAGAGACAACAAGCUGGUUUUGUUUCCUUCGAAGGCUCUGGAGAGGCAAGACCCAAGAGUUCUGGAAUUACGUAACAAUCAGAUCCCUUCCAUUCCUGUUGGCUGGCUGGAUUCUUUUAAGAAUCUCAGGCAAUUGUUUCUUCCCGGUAAUCUCAUAACCACCUUAGGAGCCAACUUAUUUAAAGAACUGAAAAACCUCAAAAUAUUAGAGUUACAAAAAAACCGGAUCAGUGUGAUUGAGCCAGGGGCUUUCAACAACCUUGUCAGUCUAGAACGAUUAUAUUUAUAUGACAACCAGAUUGAAUUUUUGCCAACCUUUCCCGAGCUAAAGAAGCUUCAAGAUUUGUGAGUAAACUUUGCAAUGAUCACGAUCGAUAAUAACAAUGGGCUAGAGGCCAUGAAUGACCAUGCGUAUUAUGCAGCUUAGUCCGUCUCGUGUAAUCCUCCGGGUGGGGUACAGCUUUUGGUGACUGACGUUUCGACCAA